Rhododendron vialii is the source of this 666-nucleotide messenger RNA. RefSeq lists its product as uncharacterized. The record is from RefSeq and is a predicted model, not a curated record. The transcript has a single exon. Gene Ontology annotation, molecular function: zinc ion binding; nucleic acid binding. Lineage: Eukaryota; Viridiplantae; Streptophyta; Magnoliopsida; Ericales; Ericaceae. Bases 1 to 666 code for a protein of 221 amino acids.
AUGACUUUUGCCAAGUUUGAAACUCUGUUUCUCUACAAGUAUUUUCCCACGCCUCUUCGCCUAGCCAAGGAACAAGAGUUCCUGAAUCUGAAGCAAGAAACGCUCACCGUCACCCAGUAUGCGGCCAAAUAUGAAAAACUCUGCCAUUACGCCCUAAACUCCAUACCGACCGAAGAUAAGAAGGCAAAGAGAUUUGAGUGGGGACUAACGACUGCUCGAAGGGCUGUUGUGGCUCAAGCUUUUACCACCUAUGCAGAAAUGGUGAAGUGUGCUCUCCGGAUAGAGAGUGAGGAGAUGGACUUCAAAACCCGAUGGAGGAAGGUGACUGGCAGCACUGAUGGACCAAUCCGAACCCAACCACCUAACAACAACCGUGGACCGUACCCUACCAAACCCACUAACCCACCUCAGAGCAACCAACCCUGGAAGACUACUACACCAGGACGUGGCGAACCACAGAAGGGAGGUCGAGACAUAGCAACAGUUCAAUGCUACAACUGUCACGCUAUGGGCCACUAUAAGCGCAACUGCCCCCAACCUAAAAGGGGAAUGAGGGUUUUGGAAAUCAAAAAGCUCAACAACUUAGAAAGACCGAUUUUGUGGAGCAAAACCCAGGGGGCCCAUCGCAUCAACAGAAUGGGCAGAAUAAGGGAAAAUAGCCCAUGA